AUGAGUCACGAUGAGUCUUCUAUCAACGGCCAAUCAGAGAAACAGCAACGGUGGGGGGUCCGUUGCAUCCAAGUGUUCGAUGGUCCGCCUAAGCCCCCCUCCGCCCUCCAAGCCCCCUUGGCUACCGGAUAUAACACGACCACCCCCCUCGUUCCAACGUUUCUUCCUCAGGACACCACUCCUCGGGCCUUUGUGACCGAGUUCAACCCAUCUCCUCCAAGUCCCCUAGGACUCCCGGGCUACACUUUCAAGAACUCAACACGUGCACCAGCGUCGCGGCCAUUUUCCAGACCUUCGUACUCUUCUGGCAGCCUCAGCAACUCGAUCCAUCACUCAAACGGCCUCGCGGACUCUUCUCCAUGGUCUAGUCACUCUUUUAGUCAACACCAACUCCAAGACCACUCCUUCUCUUCUUUGGCACCUCCGUUGGAAUGUAUUCCUUCGGUUUCGCCCUACAGUCAAUCCUUUGAUACCUUUACCUCGCAAGAGUCGGAUCUUUGGGCAGAGCCGCAUCUGUCCAUUGCCAAUACCGACUGGAACUUUUUACCUAUCGACCCUCCUGCGCUUUAUACCUCCGGCUUUGACAGUGUUCAUGUGACCGUCAACGACGGGGAUUACGGUGUACCCUCUACCUUCGGUUCGCUUUCGGAGUCGGGAUCCAACGAGCCUCGACCUCUUCCCCCUUCCCUCAUUCCCAGUCCGUCCAAUUCUCAGGACGGAUACUCGCAUGCUUCCCCCGUUUCCCAGAUUCCCGGAUCCGUCUCAACAUCUCUAUCUAGCCCUGCCACUUCACAGGGUGACGACGUCCUGACCCGCGUGGACUCAUCUCGCGUUGAAAAACGGAGAAUGAACACACUCGCGGCGCGGAGAUGUCGCCAGAGACGGGUUGACCGGAUGAAGAGUCUUGAAGAUGAAUUGGAGGCUAUGCGGAGGGAGAGGGAUGAGUUGAGACUCAAGGUAUCCAAGUUGGAAGGUGAAACGGAGGCUCUUAAGGGGCUUCUGACUCGAAAGAGCAAAUGA
Molecule: messenger RNA, 1020 nt
Organism: Penicillium cataractarum
Lineage: Eukaryota; Fungi; Ascomycota; Eurotiomycetes; Eurotiales; Aspergillaceae
Exons: 3
Coding region: 1-1020 (339 amino acids)
Biological process (GO): regulation of transcription by RNA polymerase II
Cellular component (GO): nucleus
Molecular function (GO): RNA polymerase II transcription regulatory region sequence-specific DNA binding; DNA-binding transcription activator activity, RNA polymerase II-specific
Source: RefSeq, a predicted model, not a curated record